AUGAGUCUCCCUAAAUUUGAAGAUUAUACAAAUGAGACAACAAAUAUUGAAGUUUUCCCAACAAUGUUAGAGUAUACAUUUGCUUGGCAAGAAAAAAAAUUCAGUUCAUGGGAGAUGAAAUGGUACUCUGAUCUUGAUAAUUGUACUACAGACACCCAAUUGAACUAUUAUAAUAUGUUGAACAUGUCAGAAUAUGAACCUUCAAAAGUAUUCUCUUAUAUUCAUGAAGACUGUUACCUCCCAUUACCUUUAGAUAAUGUGCCUAAGCAGUGUGAUAUUAUGAACCUAACUACUUGCUUCUCAAAGUUGAAUUUAAAUAAAAUUGAUAAAAUGUUAAAUACUGAUACUAGUUCUACAGGCGAACUAUUUAGAAGUCAAGAAAAUAUUGAUUCAGUUGCUGAGAAAUGGAUGGCUAUGCAUAUAGUAUUUGAUAAUUCUGAAUAUGAUGAGGAUUCAAAUUUAAUAUUUAAACAGGAAGCGUUACUUGUAUCUCUCUUCUACAAUGUCAUUGAUAAAUAUCUUAUCAUCUCACCUGAUAGUAAUAAUUUGGAAAUGAAUGCAUAUACUGUAGAAACAAGGAGUGGCAUACCUUUGGAACAUGAAUAUGCCAUAGAUAUACAGUUUCAAGAUGAUGAAGGAUGCUCUGAUGAGUUGCUGACUUUUUUAAAAAAAUUGCAGAAGAAAUGGGAGACAAAGCACAAGCAUCUCUUGAAUUUCUCAAGGCCACCCUUGGGGAAGAAAUUACACUAUGUGUCAUUU
Messenger RNA from Diatraea saccharalis (sugarcane borer), 759 nucleotides. Lineage: Eukaryota; Metazoa; Arthropoda; Insecta; Lepidoptera; Crambidae. The record is from the annotation of a GenBank genome assembly.